AUGGGAAGUGGCCCGGACGGGGGGGCGACGGCGUCGCCGAUGGGGCGGAUCGCGCUGGAGGCCCAGCUCGUAAGCACCGCCCAGCACCACCUGCAGCGCCGCUUCCCCGCCCUGCGCCACCGGCGGGGGGAAGGGUGGGUGCAGUUCACCGCCCCCGCCCUCGACGACGCCCGCCGGCUCCAGGCCGAGGUUCAGCUGCUUUGCACGGCGCUGAUUCGCGGCCAGACCGGCGGCCCGACGGCGCUGCGCCUCGCCGGCGAGCCCGCCGAGGCCGACUUCGCCGCGAUCGCCGAGCGGGCCGUCGGGUUUGGCGAGUUCCUCCGCACCUCCGGCGACCUGCCGGAGCCGGGGAAGGGGCUGAACGACUUGGACGACCCCGCCUCCUCCACCGCGGCGGUCUUCCGCAUGCUGGAGGUGCUCUAUGAAGACCUCGUGAUGGAUAUCCCGCAGGGCGUGCACGGGGUGCGGGACUUCCCCCCCGCCCUCUGCCCGACCGGCGCGCGCUUUGACGUCUUGUUGAAGCGCGUGAUCGGCAUCAAAGCCUUCUCCGCGGCCCCCCUCGACGCCGUGGUGGCCCCGCGGGCCCCGAGGACCCGGCGGGGUCCGGGAAAACGGCCCCCGAAGAGGAAGAGGGGGCGGCGUCGUUCGCGAAGAUGCCGCUGA
This is a messenger RNA of Phytomonas sp. Hart1, 663 nucleotides long. The record is from the annotation of a GenBank genome assembly. NCBI's taxonomy places the organism in Eukaryota, Euglenozoa, Kinetoplastea, Trypanosomatida, Trypanosomatidae.